This is a messenger RNA of Punctularia strigosozonata HHB-11173 SS5, 288 nucleotides long. Its product is annotated as NADH dehydrogenase alpha subcomplex subunit 2. The record is from RefSeq and is a predicted model, not a curated record. Lineage: Eukaryota; Fungi; Basidiomycota; Agaricomycetes; Corticiales; Punctulariaceae. The transcript has 3 exons. Bases 1 to 288 code for a protein of 95 amino acids.
AUGUCUGCUUUUGCAAGGGCACUCUCUCCCGCGAUUCGUGAACUUCGUAUUCUCUGCUCCCAGUCGGGACCAGGCUCCGAGGGGACCCGGCAAUUUAUUCAGUCUGCGUACCCAGCAAUAAAGAAAGCAAACCCUGACCUGCCCGUACUCAUCCGAGAGGCGUCGGGCACUCCGGCAAGGUUCUUCGCGCGGUUUGAGAAGGGAGUGGAGAAACAUGUCGAGCUGGAUGGGCUGUCGCCUAGCGAUGUAGAGGCACGGGUUGCGCAGUUGCUGAAGACGUCCGCGUGA